This is a messenger RNA of Cryptomeria japonica (Japanese cedar), 1053 nucleotides long. RefSeq names its product beta-1,3-galactosyltransferase pvg3-like. Gene Ontology annotation, cellular component: Golgi membrane. Gene Ontology annotation, molecular function: hexosyltransferase activity. Lineage: Eukaryota; Viridiplantae; Streptophyta; Pinopsida; Cupressales; Cupressaceae. The transcript has a single exon. The record is from RefSeq and is a predicted model, not a curated record. Bases 1 to 1053 code for a protein of 350 amino acids.
AUGGGGACAGGGCUGCUAUGUCUAUUCACAUUCAUUGUCUUCUUAUUAGUCUUACUCAAUGUAUCAGAAUUCAGACAAAUUGUUAGAAGCCCAUCUAGUUUUACCACAGUAUUGCAGUAUAAUUCUAAUGCAAACAGUCUCAAUUCAUCCUUGCAGUCAUUUCUUCUGAGAACAGAUGAGAAUACUCAUGUGGGUUCUCAAGACAGUCAGAUCUUCAUCAACUGUAGCUGCCCACAUGAAGUUCAGAACUGCACAGAUGGUAUGAAGGAGUCUCUCACUGGAAUAGAAUAUGAUAAGAGGAAAGACAUAGAGAUUGGCUAUGAGUUCAGUAUUCUGAUUGGAAUCCUGACAAGGGCAGAUCUGUAUGAAAGAAGACAUUUCCUUCGUAUGAUUUAUGGAAGCCAAUCCACAGCUCAUGCAAAAGUAGACGUGAGAUUUGUGUUCUGCAAUCUGACAAAGGAGGAUCAAAGAAUCCUUGUGCCUCUGGAGAUCAUGAGCUACAAUGAUAUCAUCAUACUGAACUGUGAAGAGAACAUGGACCAAGGUAAGACUUAUACUUAUUUCUCCAGUUUGCCAAAGACUGGAUUGCAGUAUGAUUAUGUUAUGAAGGCAGAUGAUGACGUUUUCUUUAGGAUUGACAAGUUGGCUGAGUCACUGAAGCCUUUGCCAAGGAUUGACACUUACUAUGGCUUUGUUUUACCAUGUGAGAAAAUGGAUCCUUUUGACAAGUACAUGUCUGGUAUGGGAUAUGCACUUUCAUGGGAUUUGGUCAAGUGGAUUGAGGAGUCUCCUAUUGCUAAGAAUAAUUCAGUGGGGCCAGAGGAUCUGAUGGUAGGGAGAUGGUUAGAUGAAGGGAAGAAGGCUAAGAAUAGGUUUAACAAUAAGCCUGCCAUGUAUGACUUUCCUUUCUCCAAUCCCCCUUGUUCUCAUGAAUUCAUUCCUGAGACCAUUGCUGUACAUAAGCUCAAGGACAGGGUGAGGUGGUUCACUGUCCUCAACUACUUCAGUUAUACAUCUAAACUCAAGGAAUCCAAGCUGUAUCAUAUAUACUAG